AUGGAGUCCCCAGCAAAGCGACGGAGGGUCGAUGGUCCUGAUGUCGAACCUGACGAUGAAGAAGACACAGAAAAUGCUCCGAGAACACCCACCAGAGCCUCCUACCGUUCACCAACCAAGAGUUCCAUAGCACGAUCACAUCCACAUCUAAUCACACGAUCUGGGCGGCAGGCAGCGACAGAACCCAGAGGAAAGGUAUUGCUUGACGACAUACUAAAGAACAGACCUGUCGCUUCAGACGCACUGCAGACGGUAUCGAAGAUCGAUCAGUCUGCGGAAGAAACAAUCAACGACUCUGUCGCACAUCGAACAGACGAACACCCGGCAGAACAAGAACCUAAUGAAAGAAUCGAGAGGUCCGAAGAGACGAAUGGCGCAUCCUCGGAGCCAAAAUCGUCUCAAUCCGCGAUAGAGCGGCCAGUGUUACAAGCUAGCCGCAUCAAGAGGAGGAACGAUGAGAUGGCAUUCAGCCCGCCGAUAAUGCCUACCCUGAUUCGUAGGACAGACUCAGGGACCAGAGCGCGCUCAAGACCUGGAAGUGAUGAGCCUGAGUUGCCUCCAACGCCGGUAGAGCUAGGACUGAGCACUGCACCUGACAGGCCACGUGGUUUGGCCUCCAGCAGCAGCCCGAGGUCAAAAUCUGGCAGUGGAAGUCACCGAAGACGGACGAGAUCAGGAGCUCCAGUCACGAGCAGCCCGCUGAAGCCUAAGGGACGGCCACCCGGUCAAGACGGCAACGAGGCAUCGGAAAGUAGACCCAUAGAUGUCAAUGAGGCGGCAGAGAGUGAUAUCGAAGAAAGCGAAGACGAGCCUCCGAAGUCAGAUCACCGGAAACAACCAGAGACCGAAGUGGUUACACACUCAGAAAGCCAGAACGAUGAAGCCAUGAAGUCUCGACCAGACACAAAUGCCGAUGUGUCUGCAAAAGGUGCUACAUCUCAGGCAGGGGGCCAUUCCAGUGCACGCCAGGCUGAUGUUUCCGUGGCAAACGACCGGCUUCCUAACAACCUCCCGUCGGACCUGCAAGACAAGCAAGCAAGUCUCCGGCGUCUGCGAGCAGAGCUGAGUAGACUAAAGGAAGAAAACGAGACGUUGGAGAGAGUGAUUGGGAGCGAAGGGAAUCUUGAAGGUGAUCAUCUGGCCACGAUACUACAACUGGUUUCGAAGAAUGGUCCUCCGCAACCAAACAACACCAGAUCAUAUGCAACGCCUCCGGAUCUGACCAAAUUCUUGCCGGGCAAACUCGACUUCCGGCAUCAGACAGAGACUCUGAAUGUUGAAGGCCGAGUACAGCUAGGUCAUGAUUUGAAAGUCAGAGCCCCUGCUCCAUGGCCAGUGAGCGUGUUCGCUUUUGCUUUAGGAGUUGUCGUCGACAUAGAGAGCGGACAGGUCAAAAAAGUCAAACUGAAUGAUGACCGCCGUAAUCGACCUCCACUUGGGAAAGGCGCCAGAACUGGCAUACUGAAAUGGGCCAGCGAACGAAUACAGCCGCGCCCCGACUCUCUUCGUGUGCACCAAUUCGAUGUUGGCGGCACAAUCUGGGGCAUAGGGAAGUGGUUCGAGGCCGCCGUUGAGCGCGCCAAAACCUUCCGGCUACUGGACUUGCAGUACAAUAUGUCGGUCGACGAAGAUAUCUUGCGAAAGGAACACGACCAAGCAUUGACUCAGGAGACGGCUAUCGCGCUGUCUAAGUAUCUGGAGGUCAUACAGGUACAAUUUGAGGCCCACCCACCGGCUUUUCGAAGGGGCAGAGGGCUCAAUAAUGGCACUAUGAAAGCGAAGGUUUUGCUGAUCUGGGAUAUGAACGUUGACUGGACCGGCAGCAUAUCUUCUCGGAUCGAUCUCGUCCUGAGCGGCAUAUCAGGCAAGGCUGAAGGAGCUUUAAAGCAGGUCUUUUCCAGUCUCGUGCCGACGAAAGGAGUCCGUGAGGCUUUCACUGUGACGUGGAAAAUGAUUCAUGCCGAGGAUGAUGACUUUGAUGUUCAAAUAAAGGGGAAGACGCAGACGGAGAACAGCAACAACACUGGAGAAGGUGAAGCUGCAAUCACGACGGAGGGCAAAAGAAAACGUGCCGAGAAUGAGGCUGUUUCCUACGAUGUAUGA
Exophiala viscosa is the source of this 2103-nucleotide messenger RNA. RefSeq lists its product as uncharacterized. Lineage: Eukaryota; Fungi; Ascomycota; Eurotiomycetes; Chaetothyriales; Herpotrichiellaceae. The record is from RefSeq and is a predicted model, not a curated record. The coding region runs from base 1 to 2103 and encodes 700 amino acids. The transcript has a single exon.